AUUUAAUGGUAAUUCGUAUGUAAUUGAGAGCUUGAUUACAAGAGUAUCGAAUGUUUUGAGUAUGGUUGAUCUAAUGAUCAUGUUCUGUUAAUGCUAUUAAGAAGUAUAUUUAUUAGCUAAAAAAUUACUUCUUUUCCGAUUCUUGCGCCUGCUUCCGCUUUCUUCUCCACAUGUGAUUGCAUUCACUUUUAUCCGCUAUUGACUUGGCAACAUAACCGUCCGAAGCAUUCAUGUCUUCCUUGGAUUCAAAUAACUUCUUUCAUGCGUGUGGUCCACCAGCCCAAACGUGAGAAAUAUUUCCAACCCAAUAUCCAACUGCAAAGAAUAACACUGGCCCAACAAUUGCCCCCAUUCGUAUUGGUGAUAGUCGAAUCGACCGAGGAGACUGUCAUCAUUGCGAAUUUUAAGUUUCAUUUUCCCACCAUAACUUUCUCUCUACCCAAUAUCUGACAAACUCGUCGUUCUAAAGGAGAUUUCACUGCCUGAUGCACACAGACCUUCGCUCCCUUCACUUCUUGACACAGUUCCAAGCGAGCUUUCCUCCACCACUAUUCUUGUAAUCUUCUACCAUGGAGCAACCGAUAUUCAAGAGCCAGGGAGUUCUUGAGACCAAGAACCUAAAAGCCGGUGAUCUACAGACCAAAGACAAGGAAGAAAUUGAAUCUGCAUAUUGUUUCCCGCCUUCGGCAAGGAUUCGUUACCCUCAACGUGGUGAGCGGCCUGACUGGAUUUUCCCUGGAUGGGUUUGUUUCUAUCAAUAUCCCUUUGAGAAGCUCGGCGUCCGCUUCCCUCUCUCUGAAUUGAUAAAAGGUUUUAUUACCGUCACUCAAGUGUCCCCUUGCCAUAUUAUGAUGCAGACCUGGAGGCUUCUACGUUCCCUAGUCUUCCUUAUUGAAAAGAAUGGUUUACACUUUUCCGCCGAGGACUUAGGCUUCACUUAUGACCUAUGAACAUCAGAAAAAGGGAAGUUCAUUUUGACCACCAAACCCGGCGCAGAACCUUUGAUUCUGGGGAUUAGCAACGCCAACGAUAGAGGCUGGUUAGCUAAGUUUUUCUUUAUUUAAAAAUCGUCGUUGAGCGACCCUGGAAACUACCUCCCCGAUCGUCUGAGAGUUGCAGGUAGGCCAUGCCCCUUUCGCUCUACAAAAUCCGAGGUAGUGCCUUUGACAUUUAUCUUCAAUAACCUUCCUCUUUCCUUAGGUCAGACAAAGACAUUUCCCUUGGAGUAUGGCCCUCAAGCUGAAGAGAGAACUAACGCCUUCCUGGCUUUGGACCAUGAGAUUCGCCUUUAUUCUAAUCUCAAGCUUGAAUUCCGAGGUACGACUGCUCAUUCUCCUUCUGUCAGUCCUGUUCAUGUUGGCUUGCGGUGUUCCUCCCGAAAUGUGUCUAAAUCUCCUGGUUCAUGCCAAGAUACAUCGGCUGUUUCAGUUGAUAGUUCAGAGAAGGAGGGUGACACUUUGAGUGUCACUAGCGAUGUCGUCGCUCAGGAAGAGUGCGCUUCUCUCACCCGUCCGCUGGGGGAUAUGCUGCUUUGAAAUUUGGGUUCUCCCCAAAUCUGUGUCGUCUUGAUAAUGUGUUGAGAGACGAGAUUUCCCAAAAGCUCCUGCCUUCUGCUAUUGAUACUCUUUCUGACAUAACCAAUGUUGACAUUUUAUCUACUUCCUCUGCUCUAGCUUUCCAGAUGUUACAGACUAAUCUGGCCGCCGCGAAGCGUAUGCAUACCCUUGAGGCUGAUCUGAAGUCCUCUCAGUGUGCUGAAGAAGAGAUUAAGAAGAAGUUAUCUGAACUUUCUCAAGAGAAGCUCAUCCUAGAAGAGAAGGCAGCAUUCGCGACUUUGACGAUUGAAAAGUUAAGGGAGGACAUAAAGACGAAGUCAAAUAGGAUCAAGUCCCUUGAAGAGUAUGGCAGAAGAAAAAGGCAGGAAGUGAUUGAUGCUGCGGGAUUUUAUACUUGGCAAACCAAGAAAGAUAUCAUGGCGUCAUUCAUGGCUGGAGAGGCGAGCUAAUGGACUCCUGAAGAAGACAUUGCCAUCUGGCAGAAGCAUUUUGAAGGAACCGAACCUCCAGCGGGUGAUGAUGGCUUUGACUUAGGUGCAUAUGAUACCAAAGUUGAUUCUGCCCCCAAUAUCCACCCUUAGAAUAAUGACCUAGGUUGAUAAGACAAUCCGUACUAUUACUGCUUUUGUUUCUGGAGUGUUUAUGUUUUCGGACAACUUCUGAUCACGUCGGCUGGUGGUUUAUCCAGUGUUUGGUGGUUGUAACACCCCGACACGUAGGACCCGAGGUACUUACUAUAACACACCCUCCAGACCUCUAGUACUGUCCUCACAAACCGCCACUAGCCUUUUCUGCGCACUCUGUCCUCACUCGUGCGCGCCUUGAGAAACUUCCCAGGGGGGUCACCCAUCCCAAGACUACUCCCGUGCAAGCACGCUUAACUUUGGAGUUCUUGGUGAUGAGCUCUCUUAAAAGGAGAUGCAUCUUAAUGGUAUGAGUAGUACAAUUAAUUCGUUUGAAUUAAAUCUCAAGUAUUACAAUCACCCCCACUUAGGAACGCAACAUCCUCGUUGCACUCAUAAACCAAUCUCAAAUCUCAAUCAAAUCUCAGAAUCCUCCCCCGCUAAGUGCCCGCCUGAUAUCCAACGGGUCAACACACUGUCGCAGUGUUGCUCUGAUACCACCUGUAACACCCCGACCCGUAGGACCCGAGGUAGUUACUUUAACACACCCUCCAGACCUCUAGUACUGUCCUCACAAACCGCCACUAGCCUUUUCCGCGCACUUUGUCCUCACUCGUGCGCGCCCUGAGAAACUUCCCAGGGGGUUAGUCAUCCCAAGACUACUCCCGUGCAAGCACGCUUAACUUUGGAGUUCUUGGUGAUGAGCUCCCUUUAAAGGAGAUGCAUCUUGUUUGUAUGAGUAGUAUUAUUAAUCCGUUUGAAUUAAAUCUCAAGUAUUACAGUGGUCAUCAUCCCUGACUGUUGCUCUUUUGUUUUCACACAACGCGUGGGGACGUUGCUUUUGUUUUGAUUUGAAUUGUGUUGAAAUUCUUCCGUAUGUCGUAUGUUUGUUGUUUUGGGUAUUGCUACUGUUGUAGGUAUAUCUGUCGUUUUGGCCAAAACACGCGAGGCAUAUGGGUUUGUUUUUCAUUUUUUCUAUAUGAUUGACCCUUACUAACCUCACUCUCUCUUUUUAUGUUGUCAAGGGUAGUGUGUGGGUGCCUUCCGUUAGCAUGUUUAGAGUUUGUAGCAACAUCAUGCAUGAGAUCAUGUUGUCAGAGUCUGGUCGUUGGCUUUUGGUCAACGGCCCUUCGAUGCUUAAGUCUGGGAAUUUAAACAAGUACUCCGUAUGUAACAAUAAUCGAAUUUAAAGAAAUGAUGGCUAGCUGGACAAUAAUCAAUUAAUAUGUGAAUAAGUAGACGCCUCAACUUAGUAAGUCAUUGAUAACGGAUUCUUUAUUCGAACAAUACCUGUAAUGCCUCGUCUAUUUUUCUCAUUCCUUCUGUUUUUUAUCGACAUCUAUCUUUAAACUAGUUUGGCCGUUGACUUGCCAACGGCCCUCCGAUGGUCAAGUUAGUAAAGUGAUCAAAAUGAUUGUAAUUAUGUAAAACUUAAUUAGAAAUGGUAGGGUUUUAGGUGUACCGCA
Molecule: messenger RNA, 3645 nt
Organism: Cuscuta europaea
Lineage: Eukaryota; Viridiplantae; Streptophyta; Magnoliopsida; Solanales; Convolvulaceae
Source: the annotation of a GenBank genome assembly